Molecule: messenger RNA, 1408 nt
Organism: Tripterygium wilfordii
Lineage: Eukaryota; Viridiplantae; Streptophyta; Magnoliopsida; Celastrales; Celastraceae
Product: agamous-like MADS-box protein TM6
Exons: 7
Coding region: 625-1296 (223 amino acids)
Biological process (GO): positive regulation of transcription by RNA polymerase II
Cellular component (GO): nucleus
Molecular function (GO): protein dimerization activity; DNA-binding transcription factor activity, RNA polymerase II-specific; RNA polymerase II cis-regulatory region sequence-specific DNA binding
Source: RefSeq, a predicted model, not a curated record
UGUUUGUUGAAAUGCGUGAGUGAUCAGUAGAUACCUAGGUUGAAUUGAAACCCGCACCAGUUAGUCCUUCACUCUCAAGUCUCAAAUGUUAUCUAAGGUCAAGUCUAUGCAUGGCUCUAUAGCUAGAAGAGGGUUUUUCUUCUAUGGCCUUUGAGCAACAAAAAUUCACCAUUCCAAACAGUUUAAUUAAAAGAAAUUUCAGUUAACUUUACUAAGGUUAAUUAGAUCAAAUGGUAGGUAAUUAACAAGACAUCGGACACGUUUUUUUUUAACCGAAAAUAAUACAAUAUACAAGUUUGUCUUUGGACAUACGAUAUAGAUCUAAACUCAGGUCGUCAAGCCCCUUUAUAAGUUUCUUUCUUGAACUGUCAUCAAAAAAUUCCAUGAACUGUCAUCAUCAAAGCAGCGAAACACGUUACUACUAUUACUCUACCCUUUAUAAGUUUCUUUCUUGAACAAUAAUACAUAUUGAAAAAACAUUCUUAGUUACACAACAAGCUACUUUCUUUCUCACUUUCCCUAUUUAGAAACCCCAAUUUUUCAUCUUCUUUAUCUCCUCUUUGGUUUCUCAUCCUCAUUUGAUUCACUAGAGAGAGAGAGAGUAAUUGUGAGCAAAAAACCAUAAUGGGUCGUGGAAAGAUUGAGAUCAAGAAGAUUGAGAACUCAACAAACAGGCAGGUCACCUACUCAAAGAGAAGAAAUGGUAUUUUCAAGAAAGCUCAAGAACUCACCGUCCUCUGUGAUGCCAAAGUUUCUCUCAUCAUGUUCUCCAGUACUGGCAAGUUUCAUGAGUUCAUCAGCCCAAACAUAACGACAAAGAAGGUAUAUGAUCUGUAUCAAAAGGCUUUGGGGAUAGAUCUGUGGAGAACUCAUUAUGAGAGAAUGCAAGAGAACUUGAGGAAGCUCAAAGAGACCAACAAUAGGCUAAGGAGAGAGAUCAGACACAGAAUGGGAGAAGAUCUGAACGGUCUAAGCUACCAGGAACUGAGCGAUCUUGAACAAAAUAUGGCUUUUUCUGUGGAUCGUGUGCGUGAAAGAAAGUACCACGUACUCAAAACACAGACCCAGACCUACACGAAGAAGGUAAAAAGCUUAGAGCAAAUGCACAGCAACCUCCUACUUAAUUUUGAAACAAAAUAUGAGGAUCCGCAGUAUAGUGUGGUGGACAAUGAAGGAGUUUAUGAAUCAGCAAUGGUGCUGGCGACCGGGGCUUCGAACUUGUAUGCAUUUCGGCUGCACCACAGCCAUGGAGGAGGAGGAGGAGGAUAUGGAGACCACGAGCUUCGUCUUGCUUGAGUGGCAUUGAAUGUCAUGUCAUAUAUAUAUAUACACAUAUAUCCGUAUGUGUAUAUAUAUUUAUAUAACCUCUUCAGGCAUCUAAUAAAGUUUUCCCAAUCCUCAAUCUAUG